UCCUCUGCAUUAUUGUAUUUGAUCACUUUAUUCAUAUUCCUCAACGAAUAGUGUUGGUGACUUUAAUCUCAAUAUUGUAACGGUAGAAUCCGUUAUUUUGUCGUACGAUUAAGUGAAAUUUAUAUACGUGUCGUGAUAUAAUUUAUCAAGAAAUAACAUUGUCUUCGUUUAAAGAUGAAGAUUUUUGCAUUAACAAUUGUAAUAAUUUGUUUCUUUACUUUUAGUCUUGCAAAAAUUGAAAUCGAAGAUUCGGUUUUAGUGCUUACAAAAGAUAACAUCGAAGAAGCAAUCGAACAAAAUGAUUAUCUGCUCGUUGAAUUUUAUGCACCAUGGUGUGGACAUUGUAAAGCUUUAGCACCUGAAUAUGCCAAAGCAGCUAAAAAAUUACAAGAUGGUGGUUUUCCUAUAAAAUUAGCUAAAGUUGAUGCAAUUAUUGAAACUGAAUUAGCUGAAAAACAUGGAGUUCGUGGAUAUCCUACCCUUAAAUUUUAUCGUAAAGGAUCAGCUAUUGAUUAUAGUGGAGGUCGUCAAGCAGAUGAUAUUGUAAAUUGGGUAAUAAAAAAAUCAGGCCCUGCUGCUAAAAAUUUAUCAACAAUUGAAGAAGCUAAAUCAUUUAUUGAGUCACAUAAUAUUGCUAUUAUUGGAUUCUUUAAGGAUAUAGAAUCAGAUGGUGCAAAAGUAUUUUUAGAAGUUGGUAAUGCUGUUGAUGAUCAUGUUUUUGGUAUAAGUAAUAAUGAUAAAGUUUUCAAUGAGUACGGAGUAGAAGAUGGUAAAAUUGUUUUGUUUAAAAAGUUUGAUGAAGGCAGAAAAGAAUUUAAUGAAGAACUUGAUGUUAAAAAAUUACAAAAUUUCAUUUCUGUACAUUCACUGCCAUUAGUUGUUGAUUUCAAUCAAGAUACAGUACAAAAGAUAUUUAGUGGUGAUAUCAAAAGCCAUCUUCUUGUUUUUCUUAGCAAAGAAGCUGGUCAUUUUGAAGAAUAUGUAGACAAAAUUAAAGAACCAGCAAAAAAAUUCCGUGGAGAGGUUUUAUUUGUGACAAUUAAUGCCGAUGAAUCUGAUCAUGAACGCAUCUUAGAAUAUUUUGGUAUGAAAAAAAGUGAAGUACCUGCUAUGCGUAUUAUAAAAUUUGAACAAAUUAUGGCUAAAUACAAACCAGAAAAGCCAGAAAUAUCUAGUGAAAAUGUAUUGGAAUUUGUAACUGCAUUUAUUGAAGGCAAAUUGAAAAGGCAUUUUCUUACACAAGAUUUGCCAGAAGAUUGGGAUAAGAAUCCUGUGAAAGUUCUUGUUGGUACUAACUUCCAUGAAGUUGCAUAUGAUAAAAAGAAAAACGUUUUAGUUGAAUUUUAUGCUCCAUGGUGUGGGCAUUGCAAACAACUAGCUCCUAUAUAUGAAGCACUUGGAGAAAAAUAUAAAGACAGUGAAAAUUUAGUUAUAGCAAAAAUGGAUGCUACUGCAAAUGAAUUAAAAGAUGUUAAAGUUAGUAGUUAUCCAACAAUUACUCUUUACAAAAAAGAAACAAACGAAGCUGUAGAAUAUAAUGGUGAAAGAACGCUUGAAGGACUUUCUAAAUUUAUUGAAUCUGAUGGUGCUUAUGGUCAAGCUGCAGAAGAAGCUCAAGAAGAAGAUGAAGAUGAUGAUGUGCCAAGAAAAGAUGAGUUAUAGAUAUGUGACAUAUGAAGAAACAAUUCCAUAGUUUCUCAUAACAACGUUUAUAAAUUUAAUAAUUCUGCUUAAAAGAUAUUAAUUUAUAGAAGACUUCUUUCUCCUCUAUUUCUAUUUUAAUAUUUUUAGACUUGAAUUUAUAAAUCAAGUUUUCAAAUUAUUAUAUGUCAAUUAUUAAAAAUUUAUUUCUGCAAUGUUAUAUAGAAUUUGUUUAUAUAUAUAUAUAUAUAAUUAUUACUAAAUAUAUAUAUAUAUAUAUACAUAUAUAUAAUUAUUAAAUGUGUAUAUAUAUAUAUAUAUAUAUAUAUAUAUAUAUAUAUUUAUAAUAAUCACAUAUACAUAUAAUUGGUAUAAUCUGUUUACAAUGUAUAUUUCGCAUAUGACUGAGUUUCUAAUGUGAUAAAUUGCACAUAGAGAUAAAGCAAUUUGUUUUAUAUGUUUUAGAUUUAAUAGAUAAAAUAAUAUUUUAUCUGAAUGUCUGAUAUGAAGAUAAUCUGUAUAUCAAAAAACUAUUCAAAAAUAUUGUGUUAUUUGCAUCGUUCUUAUCAUUUUUUGUAUGAGUGCCCUCUAAAAACUGUUUAAAAUCUCUAAUGUUUAGAUACAGUAUCUUUGUCUUGUGAUGUUGAUGUAUGAAGGUGUUGAUGUAUGAACUUAUGAAAGAUCAUUAGGCUAAGGAUUUCGCAAAAUCGUAAAACGUAUUUUAUUUUUAUAAAAAAAAACCUUGUUUUUUAUUAAAUAAACACAUACGCGCUCGUACAA
Apis dorsata (giant honeybee) is the source of this 2421-nucleotide messenger RNA. It is a transcript of the gene Pdi, whose product is annotated as protein disulfide-isomerase. Gene Ontology annotation, biological process: response to endoplasmic reticulum stress; protein folding. The transcript has 8 exons. The coding region runs from base 175 to 1662 and encodes 495 amino acids. Gene Ontology annotation, molecular function: protein disulfide isomerase activity. The record is from RefSeq and is a predicted model, not a curated record. Gene Ontology annotation, cellular component: endoplasmic reticulum. Lineage: Eukaryota; Metazoa; Arthropoda; Insecta; Hymenoptera; Apidae.